AUGCACUGUCUUGCACUGUACAAUCGAACUAUUGAUCGUGCGGUGCAUUUCCACGACGCUGUCAUUUUAGAUUUUGUUGAAGAUUCAAGUGAAGAAGAUGACCUCAAGGUCAAAGUAUUAUAUGGUCAUCCUCCAGAAGCAGCAAUGAGACCUUGCGAAUAUUUUCUUAAUGAUCGUUGUAAUGUCACUUUUCGCAUGAAUGGUAAGAGAAAACUCACUUGUACUUGUAUUGGGUGA
Molecule: messenger RNA, 237 nt
Organism: Brugia pahangi
Lineage: Eukaryota; Metazoa; Nematoda; Chromadorea; Rhabditida; Onchocercidae
Source: the annotation of a GenBank genome assembly